This is a messenger RNA of Megalops cyprinoides (Indo-Pacific tarpon), 801 nucleotides long. RefSeq names its product histone H2A.Z-like. Gene Ontology annotation, molecular function: structural constituent of chromatin; protein heterodimerization activity; DNA binding. The transcript has 5 exons. The record is from RefSeq and is a predicted model, not a curated record. The coding region runs from base 26 to 496 and encodes 156 amino acids. Gene Ontology annotation, cellular component: nucleosome. NCBI's taxonomy places the organism in Eukaryota, Metazoa, Chordata, Actinopteri, Elopiformes, Megalopidae.
GCGUAUAUAAUGGAGUGAAGGCGGGAUGAGCAGUUUAAACAAGGUAAGGCAAAGCGAGUUAGAGGUUCUGCGUUUGUGGAGUUGUGCGUGUCACGAUAAUCAUAACACAAUGGCUGGUGGCAAGGCUGGGAAGGAUUCCGGAAAGACUAAAACAAAAGCCGUUUCGCGCUCCCAGAGGGCAGGGCUGCAGUUCCCCGUGGGCCGUAUUCACAGACAUCUGAAAUCCAGGACGACGAGUCACGGUCGUGUCGGAGCCACUGCGGCCGUCUACAGCGCAGCCAUUCUGGAGUACCUGACUGCAGAGGUGCUGGAGCUGGCGGGGAAUGCCUCCAAGGACCUGAAGGUGAAGCGUAUCACCCCGCGCCACUUGCAGCUGGCCAUCAGAGGGGACGAGGAGUUGGACUCGCUCAUCAAAGCCACCAUCGCCGGCGGAGGAGUCAUCCCACACAUCCACAAGUCUCUGAUCGGAAAGAAAGGCCAGCAGAAGACCGUAUAACGUUUCCCCACCCCCGAUCUCCAUCCCCAUUGGCCGGAAGGCAGAGGCCCCGGGGCCGAAAUGUUGAUUCUGAAGGACUGAGAACGUUUAAGACUUUUAAAGGAGGAGGGCGAGUUUCGCUCCUGCUCGAUUCCGGGUAUUUUUUUAAAAGAAGGUUGGCUUCAAAGAAGCUUGGUUUUAAUUUAGGCUUUGAGUUGAGGUACCGCGAUGGCAUGGCCUGUGCCAGCGCAGGGAUUGACCGGGGUCAGGGUCAGCUUUGAAUCCAUACGCUUUUGACUGAUGUUACAUCCUGGAAUAAAGGUCAA